CACAUACUCCCCAGCCUUUAAACAAGAACCAUCAAUAUAUUGGAAUCUGGAUCAUUUUCUCAGAAUCAACUGAAAAGAAGAAAAUAUUGAUAUUGGAAGAAACAUGUUUAAAAAGAAAUUCUUUAAGAAGAAACCCAAACCAAAGGAAGAUAAAAAUCAAGAGGACAAAGACUUUGAGAACAAGGAAACCAAGCCCGAUGUUCCUCCAUCAAUACAGAGACCUAAACCCUUUUUACCGGAUACACCAGUACCUACACCACCGGUAAACAACAUAUCCACAGGAAGGAUAUUGAGCAAAGAAGCAAUCGUGGAUCUACCUCUACAACAUGUCUCUUCCAACAGGCGGAUGGAAGAUCUCGACGAUGAAGACUUUGGGUAUGCAACUUCUGACAUCAUCUACACAAUCAAACGGAAAGAUGCUGACUUGGAGGAAGCAUUUCUGGAUUCAAAAACAUUUUCAACAUACAAAACAGACGGUCAUAAUCCAACAAUCAGCAGGUUCUUCUUCUCUCCACAAGGUAGACUUUGAGUAUAUACAUCUGUAU
Messenger RNA from Saccostrea cuccullata (small rock oyster), 545 nucleotides. RefSeq lists its product as uncharacterized. NCBI's taxonomy places the organism in Eukaryota, Metazoa, Mollusca, Bivalvia, Ostreida, Ostreidae. The coding region runs from base 104 to 529 and encodes 141 amino acids. The transcript is spliced from 3 exons. The record is from RefSeq and is a predicted model, not a curated record.